This is a messenger RNA of Aspergillus wentii DTO 134E9, 1898 nucleotides long. RefSeq names its product coatomer subunit delta. Gene Ontology annotation, biological process: retrograde vesicle-mediated transport, Golgi to endoplasmic reticulum; Golgi localization; endoplasmic reticulum to Golgi vesicle-mediated transport. The coding region runs from base 143 to 1696 and encodes 517 amino acids. The transcript has 4 exons. Lineage: Eukaryota; Fungi; Ascomycota; Eurotiomycetes; Eurotiales; Aspergillaceae. Gene Ontology annotation, cellular component: cytosol; COPI vesicle coat. The record is from RefSeq and is a predicted model, not a curated record.
GACGAAGAGAACAGCAAGCGACUCCGCUGGAAUAACUAUCUGGCCUUCGACGCAAGAGCGACAUCUCCAAGCAGUCAAGCCUUUCAGAUAACGGUAUUGUUUCGGUAGCAACCAUUGAUUUUGAGCCGGUGAUUUGUUAGCCAUGGUCGUCCUCGCUGCUUCGAUAUGCACCCGCGGGGGCAAGGCAGUACUUUCGCGUCAAUUCCGGGAAAUCGCCCGCACGAGAAUCGAAGCUUUGCUUGCCUCGUUUCCGAAGCUGGCUGACUCGGGAACUCAACACACUACCGUCGAACAAGACAACGUGCGCUUUGUUUACCAGCCUCUCGAUGAGCUGUACAUUGUCCUCAUCACCAACCGCCAAUCGAACAUCCUACAAGACAUUGACAGCCUUCACCUUUUCGCCCAAGUGACCACUAGCAUUUGCAAGAGCCUGGAUGAGCGAGAGAUCACACGCAAUGCCUUCGAGUUGCUCAGCGCAUUCGAUGAAUUGGUGACGCAGGGAUACAGGGAGAACCUGUCACUUACUCAGAUCAAGGCAUUCUUGGAGAUGGAGAGUCACGAGGAGAGGAUACAGGAGAUCAUCGAAAGGAACAAAGAGCUCGAGGCUAGCGAAGAGCGGAAACGCAAGGCAAAGCAGCUGGAGAUGCAGCGAAAGGAGGCAGCUCGCACCGGUCGUUCCAUGGCCCCAAGACCCCCGUCUUACCCCGUAUACACUCCUCCGUCGCGUCCUGCUGCGCCCGAUACAUAUGAUAGCUACGAGGCGGAGAAGAAAAAGUCAUUUGCGAAGCCAUUGCCAACCCGUGGAAAAGGUAUGCAGCUUGGAAAGAAAUCGAAAGCUACGGAUAUCUACGAGAAGGUUCGGGGUGAUUUGGGUCCUGAGGCUGAAGAGUCGAGCCCCCUGGUGACCCCGCAAGCGUCGACUCCGGUGGCAGACAACGCUCCUUCCGCUCGUGCCUCCCUAUCUACAGACCGAGAGCCCAUCCAUCUUACUAUCGCCGAACAGAUCUCAGCUACACUUACUCGAGAAGGCGCUCUGAAGUCCUUUGAAGUCAAGGGUGACCUCCAGCUUCGUAUCACCGACCCGUCGUUCACCAAGCUCAAGCUUGACCUUCUCGCCAACCCUACGCAUGGCGCACAAUUCCGCACUCACCCGAAUGUCGACAAAGCGGUCUUUACCAACAGCUCGGCCAUUCAACUCAAGGAUACAACCAAGCGAUUCCCCGCCAACAACUCGAUUGGUGUCUUGCGCUGGCGUGUUGCUGGAGGAUCCGACAAUGCGGACAUUCUUCCCAUCACAUUCACUGUGUGGGUGAACAAGGGCUCCGAAUCAACCACUGUCACAGUUGAGUAUGAGCUCACCGGCUCGGACACUCUGCGUGAUGUCGUCGUUACCAUUCCAUAUGGCGCGGCAGAACCAACCGUAUCCAGCUUUGAUGCUGUCUACGAGGUUUCGGGAGACAGUCUAGACUGGAACAUCGGCACUGUGGACGAGAGCAAUGCAUCCGGCAGCUUCGAGUUUGAGACCGCAGGCGAGGGUGACGAGAACGAGUUCUUCCCCAUGAACGUGCGCUUCUCCAAGGCGGAACCCUUCGUCGAGGUUGAUGUCACAAAUGUUUCUCUUCUGGAGAUGGAAGGUGAAGCUACUGGCUUUUCCAAGGACGUGAAGACUGUCGCGGAAGGCUAUCUUAUUGAGUGAUUGAUAUAUUUGGGUGUAUAGAAUACUAAUGAUGUUCGGAUUUGCCCUUUGCGAAUACUGCGAUUUCUUUUUGGCAAGGGCCUUUUUCUUUUGUUAUUACCCAGAGUCUUUAUCCUGCUAUUCACCUCGUUCCCAGAUUUUAAAUACUGUAAGAGCUUUGUCUUAGUCCUAAAAAGAAUAAAGUGCAAAAUUAGGCAAGGGA